AUGGGCGGGCACCCGCUGGACCGCAAGUGGGCCGCGCUCCGCGUCGUGGGCCGCCUGGCGCUCCGGCGGCUGCAGCGCCUGCACGAGCUGGGCUUCCUGCACCGGGACGUGUCGCCAGAGAACAUCCUCCUGGGCCGCGCCCGGGGGUCCGACGAGGCCACCCUGUACCUCAUCGACUACGAGCACGCGCAGAAGUACCCCGGCGGGGGGCGGGCGGCGGAGAGCGACGUGGGCAGCGUGGAGUGGAGCUCCAUCCGCUCAGCGGACGGUGGCGAGCCCAGACCGAUCGACGACGUCGAGGCACUCGGCUGGGUGCUGUUGCACGGGAUGUUUGGCAGGCUGCCUUGGUUCGAUUGGCUCGCCCGCGCUUACAAGGACUAUGACUGGGAUGCCGAUUCGAAGUGGUCGCGGGUCCAGGCGAUCCGCCAAGCUCAGCUGGCAAAGGCGGAGCGCGACGGGGAUCAGGCGCAGGAGCGCGAUGCGACAAUUGCGAAAGACAAGCUCGGCGAGCUCGUGCAAGAGCAGCUCUCGCAGGCCGUGCGGGAGCGCGAGCUGGCGGCGGCUCGCAACUGGACGGCGAGCGCGAGCUGGGGGCGCGGCCCGCUGCUGUGGUGGGCGGGGCAGGUGCUUGGCAGGGCGGCGUGGCACGUGUGGCAGGGAGCUCACGUGCCGUCGCGCCUCGCCGCAGGGGAGCAGGAGUUCUGGCGUGAGGCGGCUGUGGGCUCGCGGGCCCGCGUGAGCUACUCAGAUGAUGAUGUGGACCACGAGAGAUAUCUGCUGUGGCCAGCUCGACGUGUGCGCGAUGGCGGGCCGGGCAUAGAGGACGACGAAGUGUGGUGGGUUCUUUCGCCCGACGCAGACGUGUGGAAGGAACGGCUCGACGGAGGAGAUCCUCUCACGGGCCCCAGCGGGGCUCGGCCGAUGCCGAACGUAGGCUACCCACUACUUGGCGCUCGGCGGCUGUACAAGUUCAGGGGGAGGCCGAGUUACGAGCAGAUCAUGACCUUAAGCAAAGGAUGCCGCGACGUCGAGACGGCGAGGGGGCAGAAGCUGGAGCAAUGGCCCAAGUACGUUAUCGGGGACGACGGUCAUCGAACGGAGCUGUCGGCUGUUCUGCGCGCAGCUCGAGCCGAUCUGGCUCCUCUGGUGGACGCCUCACUCCCUUCUGACACAAUUUGGGUGCUGAUGGAGCCCGGCGGCGGACGGGCCAUAGGGGAGGUAGUGCACAUGACGCCGACGGACGUGAUUACUGGCAUUGACGGGCUGAAGUUCAUGGGCUCGGAGGUGUCUCGAGUGCGUCGAGUGGGCGUCGGUAGCGCACCCGCCUUGGCCAUCGAGCAGAUCUCUCGCCUGCGCCGAGCCCUAGACGCAUUGGAGCCUCAGGUCGACAGAUCGGUGGAGAAGGGAGUGAAGGACCAGCUCGGGCUGAGCACUGGCGAGACCGUGGGCGAGGCUGGCAGUGGAGAGGUGGUGGACAGCCUCAAUUGGCUGGCAGGGGGAUCCGCGGGGUCCUCCACGACGCCCCUGGCGGCCGCGCAGCUCGACGUCAUGCAGCGCAUCGAUGGGCAGGUGAACGAUAUCGCGCAGCCGAUGCGAGGCGUGGGGCUGCAGCCUCCGCAUUCAGCCCUGCGGGAGCUGAUGCGAGGGAGGUCGCCUUACCUUGGUGGCCCUCCCGAGGACGUGCUCGCCCCUUACCGACCUGGGCUGCCGUCGCUUCCCGAGAGCAUCGCCGAGGCGCCCGCGCUUCGUGAACUGCUUCGGGGGCGAGCGCGCCAGUACGUGGAGGGGCAGGGCGAGCGCAUGCUGCGGGGCCACGAGAACGUGCUCGAGGCACUGGAGCGUUGUCCGCGAGCGCCCUUCAGCGAGCCAUCGCCGGUACGGAGCCGGCGGCGGUACGGUGAUUUUGCGAGGGAUCUCGCGAAACGUGGACUGGUGUCAUUUGCACGUCAGGUCUCGGAGACGGACCGGGACGCCGAGGACCAUCUGCAGGCGGCCUUCCAGGCGGCGCUCGAGGACGUGGAGUUCUCGGUGGGGGUGGCGGACGUGAAGGACGCCUUCCGCCGCGUGCGACUGCCGCCCAGGAUGAAGCGCCUGUUCGGCCUGCCCGCCCUGAAGGCGGGGGGCGUCAGGCUCCACGGGGCGAUGCUGGAAGGGAAGGUGCUCGGCUACGACGUCGUCAUCUUCCCUGUUCCUGAGGCUCCCCCGAUGGGAUGUGCGUGGGGCCUGCGCCUGUGCCAGAGCGCGACGGAGCUCCGCUGUCAGUUCGCGCCGGGCCUGCGCGACGGCACGCCCCUCAGUGAUGCGGGGGAGCCAUUGGUGCUCAGGUUGGCGGCGGGCACGGCGCAGAUCGAGCACUACGCGCACGUCGACAACGCGGGCGCGAUCGGGCAGAACGGGGAGCGCGUGAGCCGCAGCCUCGACGAGCGGGCGCAGGCUUUCGAGGCAGUGGGUCUACACGUCCACGGGCGUGAGGUUCGGAGUGACGGCAUCGAGGUGCUGGGCGUCGUGCUGGACGGCCAGAGGCUGCAGACGCGCCCGACGGCGAAGAGGCUCUGGAGGGUGCGCCAGGCGAACACAGGGCUGCUCCAACUUCGUGCGGUCCGUGGUGAUGAUCUGCGGGUCCUGCUGGGGCAUUGCACGUGCCUGGGCCUGGCCGUUGUCGACGCCUCGGACACUGCCGUGGGCUCGGCCGAUUGCGACGGGCCCAUCCCCAGCAGCAGAGCCAUCGUCGGCGCGGCGACUGAGGCGCAGUGCCUGGAGGCGUCGGCGGAGGCGCAACCUGCCGCCAUCCGAAGGCGCGCCACUGGAAAGCGGGCUUGGCCGGCUGGGGAGAGCUCGAGCGGCGCUGCCAGCGAGUCCGAGGCCGCCGUCGAGCCCACGCGGCAGGGGACACUAGUGAGGCGUGUGAAGAGGCGGCGCCUUGCGGGAGCAUGGGCGAUCGAGGACGGAUGCGAGAGAGUGCUCGAUCAGCUGAAGCAGAGGUGGGGCCGCCAGGCCUUUUCGGAGAUGCCAGCGGAGGCGAUGGACGCCCGCCUGGUAUACUUCUUCACCUCGCUAUUCCUGCUGGGCGAGCAAGCUUCGACGAGGAGGUAUGUCGUAGUGACUGUGAGCCAUUUCUACCCAAAGUUUGGACGCCUGGGAGCGGACACACUACGCCCUGUCGACAUAGUGAGACCAGGAGGUCGCAGUCAGCACUGGGGAUUCCUGGUGCGCCCCUUGGAGCGAGCAACGCCCGACAAAGUGGGGGAGUUCGACCUGAGCGGGAGGCUGGGCUCCUCGUGGCUACGGUUGAUCGGGCCAGCCCUCAGCGAGAUGCCGAUGCUCGAUCCUCACAAGCCUGGGCAGGACUUCGACUACCCCGAGCUGCUGCGCAAGAUGAAGGCGGCCUGCCACAUGAUACAGCCGUGGCCCGUCACGCCUCACCAGGCGCGGCCCUCGGGGGCGAGCAUCGACCGUGCCAGCGGCGAGAGGGCACAGGCGGAGGUGCCACGACGGAGAGGCUGGCGCCCGUUGAAGAACAUGGCGCGCUACGAGGAGAGCGUGCGCCUCGGGCAGCUCGCGCAGAUGCACGGGCCGAUGCUGGAGGCGCACGGCGACCAGUGCUUGGGCGAGCAGGAGCGCGCCUUGCGGUGCAAAGCGCUCCUGAUCGGGGACGGGCUGACCACGAUCGGGUCGGGCCUCGCUGAGGGCAGAGUGCCUGCCUGGAUGUGGCGAGGCGACACCCUCAGUGACGAGCGGCUGGGCGCGCCCCUGGAGCGCCGCCUUCAGGCGCACCUGCGGCGUGGUGAGCAAAGCUACGGGUAG
This is a messenger RNA of Prorocentrum cordatum, 3804 nucleotides long. The record is from the annotation of a GenBank genome assembly. Lineage: Eukaryota; Dinophyceae; Prorocentrales; Prorocentraceae.